This is a messenger RNA of Rattus norvegicus (Norway rat), 2379 nucleotides long. The record is from RefSeq and is a predicted model, not a curated record. NCBI's taxonomy places the organism in Eukaryota, Metazoa, Chordata, Mammalia, Rodentia, Muridae.
GAAAGGAACUACAUUCCCCUAUAGGUUCCUUUUGUCCGUCACUCACACUCCAGGGAGGAUCUUGUGCAGUCGAGAAGCCAUCUUAACUGUAGGGGCAGACAUUUGGGAGCGGGCUUCUGAGGAUGAGGACAAGGGUGUACAGAACUCUGGAAUAUUGAGCACGCUCUUACUCAAUAUGUCGGCCUCACACCUCCAAGGCCAUACUGUCCCGGUCUUCCCCCUUGCGUAAGACCGUGGCUAGCAGAGCAAGGCUGAUGCUGUGCGUAGCACCUGCCCAGCACCCAUUCUAGAGAACUCUCUGAGGUUCCUAGAGUGAAGGGAAGGGCUUCCCCUCUCAGAAGAUCAAGUCCCACAGGUGCGGGUGAGCCUUUGUGCCUUCUCAGUGGUACUCUGACGGAGGCAGGAGGCUUCACCUCGCUAGGCCUCGGUUAUCCUGCCUGUAAAGUGGCAUGCGUGGCUACAUUCCCUUCUUACAGAUGGCCAAACUGGCCGCACACCCUAGGGCGGAUGGACGGGGGCGUGGCCUCUCACCCCAAGCUCCACCCCCAGCCCGCUUCCUCACCGUAGCGGGCCGGACCCUGGCGUCCCGCUGUGCGCGGGCAGCCCCCGGCCGCCACGCAAUGUCCGCCGGCUGGUUCCGGCGCCGCUUCCUACCCGGGGGUCCACUUCCAGAGCCGCGGCCACCUGGACCACGCUCCAGUCCGGUGCCCUAUCACCGGCCCCGUUUCCUGCGGGGCUCUGGGUCCAGCCCUGGCGCCAACGACGCUUCGCGCCGCCCGGAUGCCCGGCCAGUGCGCAGCCCAGCACGGGGCCGCACGCUGCCUUGGAACGCUGGCUACGCCGAGAUUAUCAAUGCAGAGAAAUCUGAAUUCAACGAAGACCAGGCUGCUUGUGGGAAGCUGUGCAUCCGGCGAUGUGAGUUUGGGAUCGAGGAAGAUCAGGAGUGGCUGACGGUGUGCCCAGAGGAGUUCCUGACAGGUCACUACUGGGCACUGUUUGAUGGGCAUGGUGGACCUGCCGCAGCUAUUUUAGCUGCCAACACCCUGCACUCUUGCCUCCGCCGACAGCUGGAGGUUGUGGUAGAAGGCAUGAUGGCCGCUCAGCCCCCCAUGCACCUCAGCGGCCGCUGUGUCUGCUCCAGCGACCCACAGUUCGUGGAAGAAAAGGGGAUCCGGGCAGAAGACUUGGUGAUUGGGGCUCUGGAGAACGCCUUCCAGGAAUGUGAUGAUGUGAUCGGGAGAGAGCUGGAGGCCUCAGGCCAGGUGGGUGGCUGUACAGCUCUGGUGGCAGUGUUCCUGCAGGGGAAGCUGUAUGUGGCCAAUGCUGGGGAUAGCAGGGCCAUCUUGGUGCGGAGAGAUGAGAUACGGCUGCUGAGUUCUGAAUUCACUCCAGAAACAGAGCGGCAGCGGAUCCAGCAGCUGGCCUUUACCUACCCCGAGCUUCUGGCUGGUGAGUUCACCCGACUGGAGUUUCCACGGCGGCUGAAGGGGGAUGACUUGGGGCAGAAGGUUCUGUUCAGGGAUCAUCACAUGAGAGGCUGGAGCUACAAACAGGUGGAAAAGACUGAUCUGAAAUACCCACUGAUUCAUGGACAGGGUAGACAGGCUCGGUUACUGGGAACACUGGCUGUCUCCAGAGGGCUGGGAGACCAUCAGCUUAGAGUCCUGGACACCGACAUCCAGCUCAAGCCCUUCCUGCUCUCCAUCCCGCAGGUGACUGUGCUGGAUGUAGACCAGCUGGCAUUGCAGGAGGAUGAUGUGGUUGUCAUGGCAACUGACGGGCUCUGGGAUGUCCUGUCCAAUGAGCAGGUGGCACUGCUUGUGCGGAGCUUCCUCACUGGGAACCGAGAGGACCCACACAGGUUCUCAGAGUUGGCCAAAAUGCUGAUACACAACACACAAGGGAAGGACGGUGGUGCCUCCGGAGAAGGGCAGGUGUCUUACGAUGAUGUCUCCGUGUUCGUGAUUCCUCUGAGCAGCCAGGCCCAAGAGAGCGGUGGCCACUGAGGAUUCAGAUACUGCAUUCUAGAACCCCUUCAGGACCAAUGCAGACUCAGCAUACACCCAUCAUGGCCAAGAGCAGGCUCUGCCUGGCCUGUUCCAAGCCACAGCCCAGCGCUCACCAGGUCCCACCUUCUGCAUGGUAACAUUUCCGCUGGCAGAGGUACUUUAUAGCAUAUGGUUUCUGUGUUGGCCCCUCUGCAGGAUAAAGGGUACUAGGAAGCCCUGGGGAACAAGCAGCUUGUUUGGUUCCAGUCCGUGAAAUCUCUGGUUAUUUAUUUAACCAUUUAUCCAUCCAUCCACACAAGGCACCUUCUUGAAACCACUGAGCAGGCUCACAUUUGCUUAAUUUAAUUAAGAUUAAAGCAAUCUAAAUUUU